Molecule: messenger RNA, 5830 nt
Organism: Leptopilina heterotoma
Lineage: Eukaryota; Metazoa; Arthropoda; Insecta; Hymenoptera; Figitidae
Gene: larp
Product: la-related protein 1B
Exons: 17
Coding region: 894-4829 (1311 amino acids)
Biological process (GO): mRNA stabilization; positive regulation of translation
Cellular component (GO): cytosol; cytoplasmic stress granule
Molecular function (GO): RNA cap binding
Source: RefSeq, a predicted model, not a curated record
UGUUGGUAAGCGAGAAUACUUUGCUGAGCUGAGUAGCAGCAGCAGCUAUACACAUAGGCAAAGGCUGGCCAAAUGCGAGAGGCAUCGUUGGCCACAUGUCUCCCCGAGCCGCUUGUCCAUUGACAAAAAAAGUCCGAAAACGCCGAGUGUUUACGUAAUCGAAAUUUAUCUAGUUACGUGCCACGUUCCGUCAAUUAACUCUUCAAUAUAAUCAUUAAAAUCGUGUGGACAAGUGUUACUUCCUUUAUCCCUUUUUUUUCAAAAAAUAAUAUUUUAUAAAAAAUUCCCACCCCGCGUGAUAAUCGAGUUCACUCUUUCUCUCUCUCACACUCUUUCUUUCUUUCCUUUUCUCUCUCUCUCUCUCUUUCUUUCUCUCUUUAUCGUGCGUGAGUGUGUGUGCAAAUUAAAAACGUAAUAUCAUCGCGAGACACGAGUCUUUCUUUCCUUUUUAUUUUUCACACAAACGAGGGAUUUUAUCAUUGAAAUCGCGCCGUCUGCUAGUCACGUACUCGCGUCGUUCGUAUUCUCGGCCUCGUGUUCAUUAAAACCCCCCUAACCAAUAAUUCAAAUUUAAAUUUUCUCUCUAAUUUUGAAAAUUUUUCCAUUAUAAGUGAUUGGAAAAAUAAAAGGCAAAGUGCGGUGAAAAUAGGAAACUGUUAACCGGUGUGUGAGGUGAAUUGUUACGAACCUAACCUCAAAAAAAAGGAAUUGUUCUAGUUUCAUUUUUUUUUUUGAUCGCGAUCAAUAUUAUCGCCCUAAUAUGGAGUGUAAUUGUUGAAGAAAGAAAAAAAAAUCCCGUUUUAGGGUUUGUGAAUUAAAUUGAGGAACUGGUGGGUGUGCGGGGGAGCUAACUGGGCUUUCCUGGACCUCGUGUUUUUCUCUCGAUUGCCAAGAUGGCGGCGAGGGUGAGCGGCCAGAGCAGUAACGAGUCAAGUGAGCUCCCCGGUCCUGGUGUUUCAUACGCGAGUGUUCUCAAUUUACAAAGGACCAAGGACCAUGCAAAUAAGGAGAAUAUAUCAUCAACAACAACAACAUCAUCAUCAUCAUCAUCUCAUACAGUUAAAGAAAAUCAUGACAUUAAUAAAGAAACAAAAGGGGCGGGGAAAAUUUUACAAAAGAAAAAAUGUAUUACGCCCCUGAAUCAACCACUAAAUAUUGAGACAAAUUCACACCACGAGGUUCAUCAUAAUUCGAAUAAUGAGAAUUUAUCGGCGGCAGUAGCGAAAGAUGAAAAAAUUGUCGUCGUUGUUGCCACGUCGAGAAAGGAAUUGAUAAAUGGCGAGGUGGGAAGUGACGGGGAAUUUCAGACAGUGGCACCAAAGAGUGCGCGAAGAAAGGAGAAAUUACGAGAACACAGAGAUCAACAUAGAGAGAGACAUCGAAAUCGUGGUGAGAGACAUCAGCAGAGAGCGCACAGUGGCGGUAGUAAAGAUAGAUUUAAAGAGAGAACAUCACAGGACAAGGAGAAGGAUCAUAAAGAUAAUAAUGAGGAGGGCGAGGAGCAACCGGUGAAAUAUGUCGAGGCACCAUUACCGGCCAUUAAUCCAUGGAUCAAAUGUAAGAAUUCCAAUGUUUCAAGUCCAGCACCAAUUCCAGUUCCGGUUCCGGUUGUCGUUAGCGAGCAAAGAGCCGAGCGGGAGAAGAGAGUUCUUCAACCUCAACAACAGCAAAUCAAACAAAUUGAAAAUGGAGUCGCACCAGUGGUUCAACCGACGAUUGUCAGAGCUCCGAAGGACAGGAGAAAAAUAAAUCAGAAGGCAAGUGACUUUUCUGAUAUUUGUGACUGGCCUUCAUUAGGAGCUCAGGGAGAAAAGAAACCAGUUGUGUCAACGCCAAAACAAAAUGGUAUCGAGCAAAAUAAUUCUAAGGAGAAUCAUGCAAACACAACUGACAACAAAGGCAAGGAAAAUAAGGAGCAAAAUCAUUGCCAGGAUGACAGUGAUGAACACACCGACGUCAAUGAUAAGAGAAAAAAAGUCAAUAAACAAAAAUGGGUCCCUCUGGAAAUCGAUCUGGCGAAAAAUAGAAACAAGAGAGUGCGAUCUCCAAAAUUUCGCAGCCAAAGAGAUAAAACUGAGGAAGAAAACUGGAGGGACAGAGAUGAGAGAUCAAACUACAAUUACAGAGGAAGAGGAGGUCGAAGUUAUCGUGGCCGUGGAAGAGGUCGUGGAUCAUCUCGUGGCGGUUACAGAAAUCGAAAUGAACAAGAUUUUCCCGAAUAUCUCAUCAAUUACUCUCAGACUCCGAAAUAUGGCCAAACGGAUCCAUUCAUGAUGCCUUAUGUUGGAACAUUUUAUUUUAAUAACGCCAAUUAUUUGGAUCUUGACAACAUCACAUUGAAGGAAUAUAUUAGAAAACAAAUAGAAUAUUACUUCAGUGAAGAGAAUCUAAUGAGAGAUUUCUUCCUGAGAAGAAAAAUGGACGCACAAGGAUUUCUGCCAAUCACUUUGAUAGCAUCUUUCCAUAGAGUUCAGGCACUGACGACAGACGUCGCUUUGGUGAUUGAAUCAAUUACCGAGUCUGAUAAAUUGGAAAUGGUUGAAGGUUUUAAAGUGAGGACAAUCAUUGAUCCUCUGAAAUGGCCAAUUUUAGAUUCAGCGGGUAAUCCAAUAUUCGCUGAUUCCGCUGAAAUGGCAUCGCAUCCACAAAAUGAAAUGAAUAACGAAAUAAUGUUUCCUACGGUGCAAUCGGAAUUUUGUCCCGUUGCACAGCCAUUAACGACAAUACCAGCGCCACCAGUGCCCAAAGUUUAUACUGUUAUUGUGCCGGCCGAAGUUGUUGGUCGUCUCAGUGAAUCGGAAAGUGUCUCAUCAUCAAUUGGUGGCGAUUGUUUAAAUCCCGAUGUGCCCGAAUUUGUUCCCGUUAUUCAUGCGAAAAUUGAUGGACAACGUGAGACGGACAAUGAUAAUUAUGAGAGAAUUGAGGAGGCGAAGAAUAAAAAAGCAAUUACCAAUAAGGAGGCAGGCAAGUCGGAGAGAAAAGAUGGAAAGUCGAAGAAACGCGAUGAGAAACGUGAAAAUCUACUGAAUGGAAAUAAGGAUUCUGAUGAAGUUUGGAAAGAGGUGAAGAGAAGGGUGAAACAGCCUUCGAAAGGCAAGUCAGAGGAAAAGGAAAAGAAGGAGAAGGCAGAACUAGAAGAAUUGGAUUUUCAGUUUGAUGAGGAGCUCAACACUCCACCUCCAACUGGUCGUCACAAUGCAUUUUCCGAAUGGUCUGAGGACGAUGACGAUUGCGAACUUUCGGAUGGUGACAUUAAUAAAUUGUUGAUUGUCACACAAACAUCGGCAGCGAUUUCGUCGCGAAUUCCAAAACAUGAGGGACACGAUCGCACCGGCGAUUGGACGACGCGAGUGAAAAUGAGUCAAGAACUCGAGCAGGCAAUAAACGAUGGACUUUUCUAUUACGAGGAGGACCUUUGGACCGAGGAUGGAACGAGGUAUGGAUCGUUGUCGUCAAUUGGAAGCUACAAGACUGUGAAUAUUAUCAGUCAGGAAGUUUUCGAAAAAAUUGCCCCUAAAGCGCCACGCAAAGCGAAUCCGGAAGUUCCUCCGCCUCCACCUUCAGUCGAUGAUGUCGAAGUGCAACAAGUCACCUUUGCACCUACGCCGAUUGUUGAGGGACAGGAGAAGAGGGAGCGUAAAGGUGAGAAGGCAGGACGACGAUCGGGUCGUGGAAUUGUCAGCGGAAGAAGAGGAGCCGUUCCUCGAUUCUUCGCUGUCGUUAAAGAUGAACCUUCCUUUGAUCCUCGAACUCCAAGGAAACGUAAAACUCGCCACAGCAAUAAUCCACCUGUCGAGCAUCAUGUCGGUUGGAUUAUGGACGUCAGGGAACACAGGCCUCGCACAUAUUCCACUGGAAGUAGCGCUGGAACGAGUCCAAACGAGGGAUUUUUGGCCAGUAGCUAUGGAAGUGCACCGCAAUCGCUUCCAACAUUUCAUCAUCCUAGUCAUGCGUUACUCAAAGAAAAUGGAUUCACUCAACAAGUUUAUCAUAAAUAUCAUUCACGUUGCUUAAAGGAGCGCAAGAGACUUGGAAUUGGACAAUCGCAGGAGAUGAAUACACUCUUUCGAUUUUGGUCAUUUUUCCUGAGGGAAAAUUUCAAUCGCACAAUGUACGAGGAAUUUAGAAGUUUGGCAAAGGAAGACGCGUGCGAGGGCUAUCGCUAUGGUCUCGAGUGCCUUUUCCGCUUCUACAGUUAUGGUCUCGAGCGAAAAUUCAGACCGCAACUCUACAAAGACUUUCAAACUGAAACCGUUACCGAUUAUGAAAACGGACAAUUGUAUGGUCUUGAGAAAUUCUGGGCGUUCAUGAAAUAUUACAAACACGGGAAGGAACUUGAUGUCGAGCAAAAACUUAAGGAUCAUCUUUCAAACUUCAACAGCAUUGAGGACUUCAGAGUUGUUGAGCCUCAAAUAAAUGAAGUCUCGAGAUCACAAGCGUCAAAGCGUCGCAAUCGCAGCUACUCGGAAUCGGCCGGUGCAAAUGAAGCGUCACCAACACGUCGUGUGCGUUGCCUUUCAGGUGGCUCGAGUACCGUCACUCUCGAGGCCUCCACCUCAAGUUCAGGUCCAUCGCAACCAAAAUUACGAUUCGAGACAUCGUCAACCGCCUCUCAAUAUCGUAAUCGCACUGGCUCCUUUGGUUCCGGUCGACUCACUCAUUCCAAACGACGAAGCGAUUCAUCGAGUCAACGCGAUCUCGACAAACAAUUUGGUAAUCGACACAAAACACAAGAAACAACUAAAUUUCUUCGACAACAACAACAACAAAUUACAAAAUCUGAUAAACCGAAAACAGAAUCAGUCGUCACAGUUGCAGCGCAAAAGUGACACGUUUUUUUCAAAAUUAACGGUCAACUUCAAAAUUCAAUUUGAAACAAAUUGCCCCUCCCUCUUCUUUGUUUUCGAAUUGUUGGUCAUUCGUCUUCCAUUGGCGAAUAGAGAGAGAAAAAAAUUCCUUUUAAAGUGACGUUUUUCUUUUUUUUUUUAUACAAAAACGAUUUCACUUUUUAAUGAAUUGAUUACAUUUAAAAAAAAAAUUUGUUUUUUUUAAAAAUGUUUUACCACUGUGAAAUGAAAGGGCAGAAAUUUUGAACCGAUGCGCAAAAUAAAACAAAAAAUUGAUUGUUAGACGGAUUUUCGAAGAGUUUUUGAGAAAAGCAAAAACAAAAAAAAAUAAAUUAUUUUCUUAGUUUUUAGAGAUCAUAGAGAAAACAACAACAACAAAAAAAGAGGUAAAAACUUUUUUCUUUAGGAAUUAAGAGUGGUGUGUGUAGAGGAAUAUUUUUGAUUUUUCUUCUUCUUAGAAUUCUGAUGAAAUGAGACGAAAAACCAUUUUUUUUUUGACGCACUUUCAAAUAAGAUAGAUGUAGAUUUUUUUCCUUUUCUCUUAUUCUUAUUACCUUAUAAAGCCUAGAAGUUGUUAUUAUUACGACUAAUUUAAUUAUCGUAAGUAUUAGACAUUGAAUUACGUUUUUUAAAAUUUAAUAAUUAAAUUUCUUCCCCCCCCCCCUCCCCCCGCGAUAUUAAACGUCAUUCGUAACAUUUUUGUUUCUCCAUUUUAGAAAAUUUUGUUUUAAAUAUUUUUUUUUAUAUACAUAUAUAUUUUUUUUAAGCAAUCGAAGGGGACCUGCUUUUUUCCUCAUUGACACUUUUGGGAACGCCAGUCAAUUCAAGACGUGACAUUCCGUUUGUUAGUUGCAAAUUUCAAAAAAAAAAAUAUAUAUAUAGGAAUUUGAUUAGCAAACUUUCAUAAUUUGCUUUUCUUUAUUUUUUGUCUUUGAUCAGAAAAAAAAAAAUUUUUUUUCUUAAAUAAAUUUAUUAAAUUAGAA